AUAACAUAAAUAACAGGCAGGAGUACUUUAAAAGCAUCUACUUUGCUCUGCUCGGGCAUCAGUUGAAUUUGUAUAAUCUUUAAGUGAACAACGUUUCCAUUACCCGUAAUAAAUUAAGAAAAAAAACGGAAAUAAAUAAAAAUGUCUCUUGAACGUGCAGUUAAAGCAAAGAUUGCUGGUAAGCGCAAUCCUCAAAUGGAUCAAGAGGCCCAAGAAUGGGUAGAAGCCAUUUUGGGUGAAAAGUUUCCUGGCGGUGUUGCGUACGAGGACCACAUCAAGGAUGGCCAAGUGUUAUGUAAAUUAAUUAACACCUUAACUCCUAACGCUGUACCGAAGAUCAAUAGCUCGGGUGGCCAGUUUAAAAUGAUGGAAAAUAUUAAUAAUUUCCAGAAAGCUAUUAAAGAUUACGGUGUCCCCGAUUUGGACGUCUUCCAAACUGUAGAUUUAUGGGAAAAAAAAGAUAUUGCUCAAGUCACCAACACCAUAUUUGCUUUGGGCCGUGCGUGCUACAAACAUGCUGAAUUUAAAGGUCCUUUUUUGGGUCCCAAACCAGCUGAUGAGUGCAAACGUGAUUUCACCGAAGAACAAUUAAAAGCUGGUCAAACGGUUAUAGGCUUACAGGCCGGUACUAAUAAGGGUGCCACGCAAGCUGGUCAAAACUUGGGAGCUGGACGUAAGAUUUUGCUUGGCAAGUAAGCUACAAUACAAAUGCAACUGUGCCUGGUACCUUUGGUCUUUGCUGCUGAGGGCAACUAAACUUGUAGAACCAUUUCGCAUCUCCGUUAUUUAUUUCAAUUCAUUUUCUUUCCAAUUUCUUAAUAUUAAGUCUAAAUUUUACACACAUGUAUGAAGCGAUUGAAAUUUGUAUAACCGUAAAGAGCGUAAAAGAGAAGAGAAAAAGAAUAAUAUUUUAUA
This is a messenger RNA of Glossina fuscipes, 915 nucleotides long. RefSeq names its product muscle-specific protein 20 (gene Mp20). The transcript is spliced from 3 exons. Lineage: Eukaryota; Metazoa; Arthropoda; Insecta; Diptera; Glossinidae. The coding region runs from base 142 to 696 and encodes 184 amino acids. The record is from RefSeq and is a predicted model, not a curated record. Gene Ontology annotation, molecular function: protein binding.